AUGGCCGACAUGAACGGCGACUCCCAACCUCAAACCAACGGUCAAAACGGGCACCCCUCGCCACCACCCCCCACACAAAACAGCUCCGCGCCGCUCUCCCAACCCCUCCCAUCCGCCUCCGCAGCCACGAGCUCCUCGACGGCGCCCAAUCCCAGCGUGCCCCUCACCUCCCUCCAAGACAACGGAUUAUCGAAACGCCCGCGCGACGCACGUCUCAUCCACAUGCUUCUCUCCUCUCUCGGCGUGUCCGCAUACCAAGAACGCGUUCCGCUGCAACUGCUCGAUUUCGCAUAUCGUCACUCCUCGUCUAUUCUCUCCGAUGCGUUGCAUCUCUCUUCCGACGCCUACGUAUCACAGCAGAUGCGCGCGCGCGAUGCGCCGCCUGGUGGGGGAUUUAGAGAUGCAGAUGGACAGGUUAGCGCGAAUGCAGUGCAGUUGGCUAUUCAGAGUCGAUUACAGUAUCAAUUUGGUUCGGGCAAUGGGGGUGGAUUGAGCAAGGAGUUUUUAUUAGAGACGGCGCAGGCGAGGAAUAAAAUUGCAUUGCCAAGGGUUUUACAGAAUGAAUGGGGUGUGAGAUUGCCGGCUGAGAGAUUUGUUCUUACGGGUGUGCCAUGGGGGUUGAAAGAUGAAUGGGUGGAGGAUGAUGAAGAAGAAGAGGAGGGGCCAAUUGGAGAGAGUAUGGAAGGUAUCAUAGCUGGUACAGAGGAGGAUAAUCUCGAGGGCGAUGAGGAGGGUGCGGGUGACAUGAAUGAUCUAUUUGGCACUGGUGGAGAUAUGGAUGAGGACAUGGAUAAAGAGGAAUAA
Botrytis porri is the source of this 804-nucleotide messenger RNA. RefSeq lists its product as uncharacterized. Gene Ontology annotation, cellular component: transcription factor TFIID complex; SAGA complex. The coding region runs from base 1 to 804 and encodes 267 amino acids. The record is from RefSeq and is a predicted model, not a curated record. NCBI's taxonomy places the organism in Eukaryota, Fungi, Ascomycota, Leotiomycetes, Helotiales, Sclerotiniaceae. The transcript has a single exon. Gene Ontology annotation, molecular function: transcription coactivator activity; protein heterodimerization activity; RNA polymerase II general transcription initiation factor activity. Gene Ontology annotation, biological process: RNA polymerase II preinitiation complex assembly; DNA-templated transcription initiation.